Messenger RNA from Cloeon dipterum, 1910 nucleotides. Its product is annotated as protein yellow-like. The transcript is spliced from 5 exons. NCBI's taxonomy places the organism in Eukaryota, Metazoa, Arthropoda, Insecta, Ephemeroptera, Baetidae. Bases 136 to 1227 code for a protein of 363 amino acids. The record is from RefSeq and is a predicted model, not a curated record.
GCCAUUUCCGACCCCAACCCGAGGAGCUAACAAAAGUAAAAGCGCAAUUUAGACGCUCUCUCACCCUCGACUAAGCAGUGUCUUGGCUCAGCUGACACCUGGGGGCCAUUUUUGCUGCAUUUAAGCUCGAUUACAAUGUCUUCAUUCUUUGCCGCCAUCUUUUUGCUUGGCCUGUGUCUGGCAAACGCCAUCAACUUCACAACCGUCUACGAGUGGGACAAACUCGAUUUCGUCUGGCCAUCAGGAGCGGACCCUUCAAUCGGACAGAUGAAACGAAAUUUUAAUCCGAAGGGUGUUGAAUUUCGAUACAUGGCUGUUUUUGGAGAAAGGCUGUUUCUAAGCCUUGAUAAUACAAUUCUCACAAUUCCCGCCACUUUGGUGUGGCUGCCAACGAGCGGCACGUCGACCUCACCUCCAAAACUUGCUCCUUUUCCUUCCUGGAAUUUACACAAACGAGACAACUGUGAUUCUAUUCAGCAGGCAAAAGGAUUGGAAACGGACCAUGAUGGUCGGUUGUGGGUGCUUGAUCAAGGAAGCAAGAAAUGUCCGAGCAAAAUUUGGAUAUUCAACCUUCUGAGGAACGACAAAGUCGAGCACGUUUACCAGUUCCUGGACGCAGUCGUCACUGAUUCGUAUAUUGGAAGGGAGCUGAGGGAAAUAGCGGUGGAGAAAACGCCAGACGAUUACUUUGCGUACAUCACGGCCUAUUAUUCUGACCAAAUCAUGGUUUACAGUCGUAAAACCGACAAAUCGUGGUCAGUUAAAACAACAGACGUAUGGUGGGAAGCCUUGGCCCUCUCGCCUAACAGGGAAGGCAGACGGUUGUACCUUGGAACCUUUGUUUACAACCAGCUGUUUUCGGUGUCUGUGUCUGAGCUGAGGAAUGGAGGCGCGGGAAGCGCUGCUGUCGAAUCCAUCGGCGUAACGCAAGGAGCCGCUUACAGAAUGCUAAUCGACAGCGCCAAUGUCUUGUAUGCCGGCUUGAGAUCCCGGAAUGACCUCUUCAUAUGGAAUACUUCGGAGCCCUAUCCUAAUGAGAUAUUUCAUGAGCAUGGUAUGCAGGGUGCUUUUUGGCCACUUACUUUUGCCUUGGAUGCGAACGGCAUUUUAUGGAUGACGCAAAGAAAUGAGACUAGUGGUGGAAAUAGACAUAAACUACUCAAGGCUGCAGUCGGCGCAAGAAAAUACCUACUCGGCACGCCCACGGACUUGCCGUCGCGUGGCUGACCCUGAGGACGAGAAUAUGCUGGCCUCUUCCAGCCACAUUUCGAUGGACAACCUCGCUCUCCUGGACAACAGACAGUCUUCUACUUAGUCUAAUAUAAAAUAAAUUUUGUUUCAUUUUAGUGAAUAUUUCCCCAGUUGCAUAAACUCUAAGUGUUCGAAGCCGCCAACAGAUGGCGCCACCGUAGACAUUUUAAGGCACUUCCGCUGCGAUUUCAGACUCAAUCUAGCUACCGUGAAUUCUUCAAUUAAUUUGCUAUUUUUUGACGUGCUGAAAACCAAAAUCGGUUCAGCCAAUCGCCGUAGAAUCGUGAAAAACUAUUUUUUGAAAUAUAAAAUCUUUUCCAACGUUUCUACGGCGAAUGGCUGAACCGAUUUUGGUUUUCAGCACGUCAAAAAAGAGCAAAUGAAUUAAAAAAUUCAAAAUAGCUAGAUUGAGUCUGAAAUCGGAGCGGAAAUUCCUAAAAACCGCUUAAAACUAAAUUUUUUAAAAAGUCUGUGGUUGCGCCAUCUGUUGGCGGCUUCAAUAACUAAGGAUUUAUGCAACUGGUCAAUUCUUUGAAAAUAUCAUAGAGAUGAUUAUAGCGCUUUAUGGUUUAUCGUCUUUUUUAACAGAAUAAUCUUUUAUUUGUAACAAUUCUUCAAGGUAAAUAAAAAUAUGUGUGUCUUGCAUUAUUCCCUAUACA